AUGCAGUUUUCCAAAUUAUCUCUUGUUGCAUUAGCUUCUACUGCCAUUGCUGCACCAGCUGCACAACCUGAAGUUACUGUUACUGCACAUGAUCAUAAUGCUGCUGUGGUCACUGUCCAAGGUAUUGUCUUUGUUGAAGGUAAAAAUACCCAUACUACUUACAUUACAUUGAAUGGGUUAGUAAAUUACGAUGGUAAUGUCCCAGUUCCAACUUCUACUCAAGCUCCAAUGCCAAAGGCUUCUCUAUAUAGCCAACUAAAGGUAUUUGCUUCUAAAGUCUCACAAGCCAAAGCCAGUAAGUCCAAAGCUUUAGUUGACGCUGCAGCUAAGGCUACAAAAACAGCAGUUAGUAACGAAGAGUACUUCGCACAACACCUCCCAUCAACUACUGUCACAUCAACUGCUCCGAUUGCUACUCUUCAUGGGGCCACUACUACCACUACAUCUACUACUCCAAUCACUACAUCUACUCAACAACAACCAACAACUACUACAGUGGAACCAACCACCUCCGCUACAGCUUCUGACGACAAUCUAUCCGAUUUUGCCUCCAGUGUAUUAAGUGCACAUAACGCAAAGAGAGCUCUACAUAAAGAUACCCCAGCAUUGAAAUGGUCCGACAACUUAGCUUCAUAUGCUCAAGCUUAUGCUGAUGCGUACGAUUGUUCUGGUAACUUACAACAUUCCGGUGGGCCAUACGGUGAAAAUUUAGCCUUAGGGUACUCUGCCACUGGUGCUGUUGACGCUUGGUACGGUGAAAUUUCAGAUUAUGAUUGGAGUAACCCAGGUGCUGGUUCUGCUGGCCAUUUCACUCAAGUUGUUUGGAAAUCUUCAACUGAAGUUGGUUGUGGUAUUAAGACUUGUGGUGGUGUUUGGGGUGAUUAUGUUAUCUGUUCCUAUGAUCCUGCUGGUAAUUAUGCUAAUCAAUAUGAAAACAAUGUUGAACCAUUAGCAUAA
Molecule: messenger RNA, 957 nt
Organism: Naumovozyma dairenensis CBS 421
Lineage: Eukaryota; Fungi; Ascomycota; Saccharomycetes; Saccharomycetales; Saccharomycetaceae
Product: CAP domain-containing protein
Exons: 1
Coding region: 1-957 (318 amino acids)
Cellular component (GO): extracellular region
Source: RefSeq, a predicted model, not a curated record